CAUGAUCGACUGACGAGUGACGACUCUUUAGUCUUUACAAAAUUUACCAAUAUAUUCUUUCUAAAAUACAUAUUCUCGAAUAAUAGAGGAAUUGCCGAACACUCAAGCUGCGAAUAGCAAUGAAAUUUACGUCGUAGUGAUGCAGAAUAUGCUAUAAGUAUAAUAAACCACAAUAUGUUGAAAAAUUCUUAUUACCUGUUGCUAUUUUGGAUUUUCCUUUGUGAAGAUGGGUUCAUUCAAUGCCAAAAUAUUUCUACAAAUGAGAUUAUUUCCAGCGAAGAAGAAUAUCCAUUCAAAAAAUGUCAUAAUGCAACUCCUACUGUAAACGAUUCAACGUACCAGGGGUUUGCUGUCUAUCGCAUUGAUUUGAACACUCCUCCUGUAGAACGAUGGAAAAAGUUGGCCUCCGAUAUGAAACCUCAAAUCUCGAAGUUCUUGGAAGCAAUUCGAAACAACACAAACGAAAUAUUCGGUUCGGAAAUAUUUCGAGUAAUUGAUAACUACAUACCUCUUUUAACAAAGACCUUACCACAAGAAUAUUAUGAAGAAAUAAUUGGCAUAUCCGAAGCUACUGAACUUUCAGUAGGAGAAGUAACAAUUUAUAAUAUUUUUUACGAAUUUCACAGCUUGUGCACGUCAAUUGUAAUGCGAGAUGUGGAUAAUAAAAUGUAUCAUGGGCGAAAUUUAGAUUUUGGUUUAUUUUUAGGCUGGGAUGUGAAAAACAAAACAUGGUUGGUAGCGGAACUCUUGCGGCCAUUGAUUGUAAAAGUAGAGUUUGAACGUGCUGGACAACCUCUUUAUACUUCAGUUAGCUUUGCAGGAUACACCGGUGUUCUUACUGGAAUUAAAAAGAAUCUGUUCAGUCUUUCGGUCAAUGAACGUUUCAAAUUGAACGGUGGUUUGAUUGGAAUCAUUGAAUGGAUUUUUGGUCGAAGAAAUCAACAAUGGAAUGGUAUUCUGACUCGUCAAGUGAUGGAAAAAGCCAAUAGUUACAACGAAGCCCAGAAAUUACUCUCAUCUCCUCAUCUCUUGGCUCCUUGCUAUUUCAUUCUUACUGGGACGAAACCUGAUCAGGGCUGUGUAAUAACCAGAGGUCGGCAUGAUUUCGAUAUGUGGAGUUUGGCUGAUGAAAAAAUGAAAAAUACGUGGUAUUUGGUUCAAACAAAUUACGAUCACUGGAAAAAACCUCCUUCAUUCGAUGAUCGUUCGAGUCCAGCCACAAUAUGUUUGGAACUUCUUGGUAGACAAGAUGCCAUAUACUCAUUGUAUAAUGUCCUAUCCACAAUACCUGUGUUAAAUAAAUUGACUGUGUAUACUGCAAUAAUGGAUCCGUUGACCGGUGAUAUGAAACUUUGGUUGCAGAAAUGUGAAGAUCCUUGCUGGCCUUGGUGAACAUUCGAUGAUUCGAAUGAUCUUAAUUUAUAACGUACCUACUUAUUUCGUAUGUACAUACGUCUACGUAUAUUUACCUACCUACUUGAAAAAGAAAGAUCUCGUAAGGUGCUCUUUGAACGGUUUAAAAAAGACCACACCUUCCAAAUUCAUUAAUUAGCAUGUGUAUUGCGUAUACCAUACAAUUAUUUGCUCUGAUUUACUCGUACAUACAUAUCAUACUAUGCUACAUACUCAAGUGUUUUUUUUUCGACAAUAAGACUGAUUAUAUACUUUUGCGAAAGAUUUUAUGUUUUUUUUUCGCCUUAAUUUUUAUUUUUAUCUACCUAAUACGUAUAGGUACCAUUAGAAUGAUGUAUCUACGACUCUACGUUUAUGAUUUUUAAAACGUUCUCUAGUAUGAUUUUUCGUCUGUUUUAUUUGAAUGAAAACUUAAUUAAAAUAAUUUAUUUACUUAAUUUUCAUUUUAUUGUUCUUUUUCUUUUUUUCAAUUUCUGUAAUGGUUCAACCUACAGCAUACAGGCUGCAGAAUUUAUUUUAUAUCCUGAAAUAAUUUCGGGUCACGACGAUGAUUCUAAAUGCAUCCCUUCUAAGUAGACUUUUAAAAAAAGAAUAAACUGUAAUAAUUAUUGUUCUAGCAUAUAGAUAGGUACCUAGUUACCGGCAUUGCGUCAAGGGGACUGUCAUCGCGUUACCACAAUUUCAAAAUAAUCGAAACAGUAGUGUUAAUCAAGCAAAAAAUCAUAACAAAACUAUAAUUAAGGGUUAAGAAUAAUAAACUCGAUGAUUCAGUACCUAACAAAAACUGUCUAAUUAAUAAUUCAAAAAUUAAUAUUUACUAUGAACUACGAAUUAUGAAAAAAAUCUGUAAAUUUGCUUUCGUUUUACAAAACUUUACGAAAUUUUUAUACGAAAUUCAUAACAAACGAACUAUACUGAAUAAAUUUUUUAUUAGUUUUUUUUUUCAAUUCAUUUUAACAGGUUUAAGACUGUUUAAUUUCACUAGUAGAAUUACAACUUUGGUACGAUUAAAAAUAAAUAUAGGUUAUCUGAAAUGGAAUAUAAAAAGGUAUUUUUUACUUUGCAUUUUGUAUAAUUUAACGAUGAUAAUCGCUACUGAAUUUAGCAUGCGAUUACGAAUCGAUAAUUACAUAUUAGGUUUGGUUGACAUUUCAGUAAAAUAUUCGCUUCUGUUAAUAAUAACUUUUCAAUUUA
Planococcus citri (citrus mealybug) is the source of this 2607-nucleotide messenger RNA. Its product is annotated as acid ceramidase-like. Gene Ontology annotation, biological process: fatty acid metabolic process. The record is from RefSeq and is a predicted model, not a curated record. NCBI's taxonomy places the organism in Eukaryota, Metazoa, Arthropoda, Insecta, Hemiptera, Pseudococcidae. Gene Ontology annotation, cellular component: lysosome. Gene Ontology annotation, molecular function: N-acylsphingosine amidohydrolase activity; fatty acid amide hydrolase activity. The transcript is spliced from 8 exons. The coding region runs from base 175 to 1392 and encodes 405 amino acids.